CCCCAAAAUGGCGUCCGGUGAUGUGGAAGAUGUGGAAUCAUUGCAAGCAAUCGCGAGUCCUGCAAAGGAAUCCUUCGCGUAUCGGACAUUAAAAAAUACCCUUUCAGGGACUAUAGGUGGAAUUGCUGUGUGUCUUGUUGGGCAUCCAUUUGACACGCUUAAAGUUCGUCUACAAACCCAACCCGUUGACCGACCAGUUUACAAGGGACUCUCAGACUGCUUCUUUAAGACCUUGAAAUGGGAAGGAAUAGGGGGUUUAUAUAAAGGUGUAGGUUCCCCAUUGGUUGGACAGAUGUUUUUCAGAGCAACACUAUUUUCAUCAUAUUAUCAGAUAACUACAAUCUUUGCUGGUGAAGAUCAUUCAAAGCGUCUUACUAUCCCACAGUACUUUUUAGCAGGUAAUUUAACAGGAUUCGUAGCAGCUCUUGUUGAAGGACCAAUAGAUUUGUUCAAGUCUAAGAUGCAGGUCCAAAUUAUAAGAGCCCAGGCUGGUGAACCCAUGAGGUAUCGCAAUGUGUUUCAUGCGGCUUAUGUUAUAGCUCAGAACCAUGGUAUACGUGGAGUUUAUCAGGGACUUUCRGCAUCAAUGUUAAGAAAUAUUCCUGCAAAUGGGUGUUUCUUUUGUUUUUAUGAGAUAACACGGAACGUCCUGACUCCCAAAGGAGGAACAGUUCAAGAUGUUUCUCCAUAUGGUUUGCUAAUGGCUGGAGGAGCAGGAGGCUUUUUCUAUUGGUUUCUCAACUAUCCAACUGAUGUAAUUAAAUCUGCAAUGCAAGCAGAUGAUGCAAUCAAGGCAAAUAGGAAGUACACUGGAAUUGUGGACUGUGYAAGGAAACUUUACUUUAAUGAAGGAGGAUGGAAAAGAUUCUACCGAGGGUUCACUCCUUGUUUGAUGAGGUCGAUUCCCGCAAAUGCAGUCAUGUUUUACGUUGUAGAAACUGCUAGAAAAUACUUCCCCAUAUAGACUUUUGGAUGAUAUUAAAUCCAAUUUUUAGA
Messenger RNA from Actinia tenebrosa (Australian red waratah sea anemone), 996 nucleotides. RefSeq names its product mitochondrial substrate carrier family protein G. NCBI's taxonomy places the organism in Eukaryota, Metazoa, Cnidaria, Anthozoa, Actiniaria, Actiniidae. Gene Ontology annotation, molecular function: transmembrane transporter activity. The record is from RefSeq and is a predicted model, not a curated record. Gene Ontology annotation, biological process: transmembrane transport.